AUGGUCUAUCUAUCCCUGCCUGUGUCGGUAGCGACACUUUCUUCCAUUCUUUCUUUGUUUCUUUCUUUUCUUCUGUGUCCCUUGCCUUCUUUUAUUCCGUUUCUUUUCUUCCCAUUCGUAUCUUUCUUUCUUUCGCUUUCUUUCUUUCUUUCUUUCGCUUUCUUUCUUCCGCUUUUUUUCUUUCUUUCUUUCGCUUUCUUUCUUUCUUUCUUUCUUUCUUUCUUCCGCUUUCUUUCUUUCUUUCUUUUUUCUUUUCUAUCUUUCUUCUUUUCCGUUUUCUUUCUUUUCUUUUUUCCGAAUUUUUCUUUUUCUUUUCUUUCUUUCUUUCUUUUUUUUUUUUUUUCUUUCUUUAUUUUCUUUUCUUCUCUUUAUUUCUUUCUUUCUUUUUUUUUUUCUUUCUUUCUUUCUUUCUUUCUUUUUCUUUCUUUCUUUCUUUCCGUUUUAUUUCUUUCUUUUUUUUUCUUUCUUUCUUUCUUUCUUUCUUUCUUUCUUUCUUUCUUUCUCCAUUCCCAAAAUUCUUUUUUUUCUUCCUUUUUUUUUUUCUUUCUUUCUUUCUUUUUUUCUUUUAAAUUUUCUUUUCUUUCUUUCUUUCUUUUCUAUUUCUUUCUUUCUUUCUUUCUUUCUUUCUUUCUUUCUUUCUUUCUUUUCUCCUUUUCCUUCCUGUCUUUCUUUCAAUCUUUCUUUCUUUCUUUCUUUCUUUCUUUCUUUAUUUAUUCUUUUUUAUAUUCUUCCAAAAAAUUCUUUCUUUUUUCCGCUUUCUUUCUUUCUUUCUUUCUUUCUUUCUUUUAUUUCUUUCUUUCUUUCUGUCUUCUAUUCAGUGUGGCUGAUUCGAUGUCGCCCAUUUGGCGGGGCUGGUUCGGUGUGGCUGAUUCGCAUUGCCCAUUUGGCGUGACUGAUUCGGCGUCGCCCAUUUGGCGUGGCUGA
This is a messenger RNA of Acanthosepion pharaonis, 924 nucleotides long. NCBI's taxonomy places the organism in Eukaryota, Metazoa, Mollusca, Cephalopoda, Sepiida, Sepiidae. The record is from the annotation of a GenBank genome assembly.